AUGCCUGGCAACAAUGAGACUGCUGAGGAUAUCAAAGCAAAGAAGAACAUCUGCCAGCCCCCAAAGCAGAGCCACUUCCGGCAGGUGAAUCGGCGAGCUGGAAAGUUUGCUUACUCCACAGACAACACCUAUGAACAGGAGAUAUACUUUGAUCAAGUCCAGAUCAUACACCAGAUUGGUGGAAAGACAGACCACAUUUUCCUGGAAAACCUCAAUUGCUACAAGAAGCAGCUGUCUAAAGUCUUCCCCGAAACCCCAGAAAGGUGGACUUCCCAGCCAGUUCCUGAAGCACCCUGCAGGCCUGUAAAAGGAGCUCCGCGCUGGACAGCUUUGCCCACUCCAGUCAGAAAUCUGCUGCCCCAGGUGGGUGAGGAGGAUGUUGCCAUUAAGACCAGGAGACAGAAGCAGCAGAAGGAAUCACUGAAGGAGGAUGUGACUUGGGAACUGGUGGUCCUGCAGAGGAUGCUGCAGGAAUGGAAGACUGCCUGGGCUCUGACCGUUGAGUGGCACCACAAGACAACAGAGGGCCUGCUGCAGGGCUUGGUAGACGUGCAUGACGACAUUCGGAUCCAAGCCAUCAUUACAUGUGCCACAGCUGCUGUAGAAUGGCCCCGGAUUGCCACCAGCCAGGGGGACUCAGACAAGGAGACUGGGAAAGCCCCAUCUGUCCAGGACUUGCCAGAGGUUCUACAGCCCGCCCUGGAGGCUGCUCUUUGUGACAAAAAUGCCAAUGUGCGGAUGGCAGCAGCACUAUGCCAGUAUGCCAUACAGUCGCAUAAUCCCCUUGCCCAGGACAUCAUGCACAGUGUCCUUUUGAAGGGUAAUAGCGUGGACAGCUGGGCUGCGGCUCAGUGCUUGGCUCUGGAAGGUGCUGCCACAUACCCCGUGAUUAAAAGGAUCCUCCAGCAGCUGUUCAGUAAAAAGAAUGACGACACUGAGUACCAGUCUUGUAUGCUCCUGAGCCAUCUCAGUGAGAAGACAACCCUGAUACACACCAUGCUUGCUGUGGAGCUGAACAGCUACCAGUGGAAGGACCGGAUCAUAGCCUGCCGGGUUCUCUCACAGGUCGGCGGGAAUGUCAGUUUGGAUAUGAAACAUAAAUUGAUCCAGAUGAUGCUGAGUGACUGGAAUAAGGAAGUAAGACAUGCAGCUGCCCAAGCUCUGGGGCGAAUGAGCUUUGGGAAAGAGGUGUACAAUACCAUCAGAGUCAAGUUGAGUCAAGGAAAUUUCCAGGAGCGUGUGGAAGCUCUCUCCCUGAUUGGUGGGCUCAAGGUCAUGACUGCCAGGCUUCUCCCAAGCUUCCUGAGCUGCUUCUCUGAUGACUUCAUGGCAGUUCGGCGGGCAGCCUGUUUGGCAGCAGGUGCCCUGCAGAUCCGCGAUAAGAUGGAUACAGCCAACUCCAUCUUAAGUGACAGUGGAAUAUGCUGUCCUCUAAUCUCUGCAGCUUUGGGUCAGAUUGGCCAAGUGAGUCCCCAGCUGACAGACCUCCUGCUCUGGGCCAUCCAUUAUGAAGAGUCACCAGGUGUACGACUAGAAGCUUGCCGUAGCAUCCUAGCCCUCAAUCUUCAAGGGGACCGGGUCAGAGACACCUUCCUAGAUGCGCUGCUCCUAGAGAACCAUGAGGCUGUUCUAAAGGAAAUUCACCAGGCAAUGAAGAUACUCAACUUAGAAAAUGAAGGAAACCAAGAAAUACUUCAGAAGAUCAAGAACAGGCCUAAUACAGUUUUUUUCAACAUCAUUUCUUCUGAUCUAGAUUCAAACACUAAGCCAAAAAGACUUGCUGACACAGAAAAUAUUCAAGAUGGAGAGGGUCAUAGGAAAAGUGAACGAAGAAACAAAACGUGUUUACUUGCAACCCAAGGAGGGGCAAAAACCACUGAAACUCCAUACUUUUCUACAAGAAACUUUUCAGGGUAG
This is a messenger RNA of Odobenus rosmarus divergens (Pacific walrus), 1917 nucleotides long. RefSeq names its product HEAT repeat containing 4 (gene HEATR4). Gene Ontology annotation, molecular function: oxidoreductase activity; protein binding. The transcript is spliced from 12 exons. The coding region runs from base 1 to 1917 and encodes 638 amino acids. NCBI's taxonomy places the organism in Eukaryota, Metazoa, Chordata, Mammalia, Carnivora, Odobenidae. The record is from RefSeq and is a predicted model, not a curated record.